Messenger RNA from Canis lupus familiaris (dog), 2819 nucleotides. RefSeq names its product protocadherin alpha subfamily C, 1 (gene PCDHAC1). NCBI's taxonomy places the organism in Eukaryota, Metazoa, Chordata, Mammalia, Carnivora, Canidae. The record is from RefSeq and is a predicted model, not a curated record. Gene Ontology annotation, molecular function: calcium ion binding. Gene Ontology annotation, cellular component: plasma membrane. Gene Ontology annotation, biological process: homophilic cell-cell adhesion.
GGCGCCGGCCAGCGGGGAAUGGAGACGGUGCCUCCCUAGCCCGAGCGGUUUACCUCGUCUCUGCACCCCUAGGCGGCGCUGCGCCCCUCCGCACCGGCCAGCUUGGCUUUCCCAGACGGCUGCCAAACCUCCAGUCGGGCGAGCGUAGCUUCCAGCCAGCCGGGCCCGGGCGAUCCCAGUAUAUUCGGGAGGCAGGUCGGCGGUCGGUGCACCUGUAGCUCGCUGUGGCGGGCGGCUGGCUCUCGCUCUCGGACGGUUCGCGCUCUCCGGGAGUCCGGAGCCUGGUCCUGGGGGAGCGAGGACGCCGAGAGGGAGCAUGGUGGGCUGGAGGGUGGCGGUUCUCGGUCUGUGGGUGUCCUGCGGUUCUGACGCCAGACGGCUGGAAUACUCAGCGUUGGAGGAGACUGAGCGGGGCGUAGCCGUGGGCAAUGUUUCCGCGGACUUGAAGCUGUCAGCGGCCGCUCUGACCGGGAGGAACUUUCGCUUCCUUUCCAGCCACCGCGAGCCCUACUUCGGGGUGGAUCUGGCCAGCGGUAGCUUGGUAGUCCUAGAGCCCGCGGACUGCGAAGCUGUGCGGCUGUGCGGGACCAAAGCUGUCUGCGUCUUGACCUAUGAGCUGGUGCUCGAGGACCCGCUGGAGCUACACACGAUGCGAGUUCACGUCGUGGACAAUGGCAAGUCGCCUCUUUUCCCUGCCGGCGACGUGCAGCUGCACAUCCCCGAGUUCCUGAUGCCCGGAGCCUGCUUUACCCUCCCUAAUGCCCAAGAUGCUGACGAGGGAAGCAACGGGGUCCUAAGCUAUAGUCUGAGCCCCAGCCAGCGCUUUCACCUGGUGAUGGGAUCGCGGGUCGACGGCAGUGAAUACCCGGAGUUGGUAUUAGAGAAAGCGCUGGAUCGGGAGCAGCGCGCCACCCACCAGCUGGUGCUCUCCGCUGAGGACGGUGGGCAGCCCGCGCGCUCCGGAGACGCACUUACCAUCGUAGUGGUGGAAACAAACGACAAUGCGCCGGUAUUUAAGCGCACAGUAUACCGCGCCACGGUACCAGAGACUGCACCCCCGGGACUGUGUUAUUACAGGUUCAGGCCUCAGACCGAUGAAGGCUCCAAAGGAGAAAUCCGGUACUCCUUAAGCAGUAGCACGCAAGCAAGACUGCGGCACCACUUUCAUAUGCACCCUAGAAACGGGGAGGUGCGGUUAGCUGCUUCACUAGGUUCACCUGAAACCUUGUUGGAGGCAUACAUUGAGGCGAAGGAUAAAGGCACCUUCGCUUUAGCUAGUACAGUCAAACUGUUGGUGGAAGUGACUGUGAAUGAUCAUGCCCCUGAGGUCAAUCUCCUGAGUCUCUCCAGUUCAGUUUCUGAGGAUGCUGUCCCCGGCACAGCGAUCACUCUUUGCAGUCUAAGGGGUGAGGAUCUUGGUCCCAAUGAUAAGGUCAUUUGUAGCAUGUCCAGUGGAGGCCCUUUUAAGCUGAAGGCUUCCUUUGAUAACUACUACAGCUUGCUGACUGAGGGGCCCCUGGACCGGAAGCAGGUCAGCGAAUACCAGGUCCUGAUCACUGAGUCAGAUAGUGGCUCACCCCCAUUGAGCACCCACAGGACACUAACUGUGUUUGUUGCUAAUGUGAAUGACAAUUCACCAAGCUUUGCUCAACCACAACAGGAACUUUUUGUGGCUGAAAACAAUGGUCCUGGGGCCUGUCUAGGCUGACUGUUUGCCCAAGAUCCUGACCUGGAGAAGAAUGGCCUUGUCUUCUAUGAGCUGUUGGAUGUUAUCUCUGAAAGGCAGACAGCCUCUAGCUUGAUGGCAGUAGAACCAUCCAGCGGGGUUAUCACUGCCAGAACUCCUUUUGACUUUGAGCAGCUCAAGGGGUUUCACUUCCAAAUGGAAGCCCAGGAUGGUGGCAUUCUUCCCAGAAGUACAACAGUGACUGUGAAGUUGUUUGUGGUAGAUAGGAAUGACAAUGCUCCAGUCCUCUUGUUUCUCUUGCCCAGAAAUGGCUCUAUUCCUGUGGAAAUUGUGCCCUGCUCUGCCAGAACUGGACACUUGGUCACAAAAGUGGUAGCAGAGGAUGCAGACAGCGGUUCUAAUGCUUGGCUUUCCUACCAUAUUUCUCAGGCUUCUGACUCUAGCCUUUUCAGAGUUUCCUCUAGUAUGGGAGAGCUCCAUACCGCCCGCUUAAUUCUUCCCACUGAUGGAAUGAAACAGAGAGUGGUGGUAGUAGUUAGGGACCAUGGAGACCCACCACUUUCCUCUUCCAUCACAUUGGGUAUACUAUUGAGCAACUGUGCACCUCAGGUCCUUCCAGACUUUGAAGAUACCUGGGAAACAGAAGGCCACCUUUCUACCCAGAACCUGUAUUUAGUAAUUGCCCUGGCCUGUAUUUCCUUUUUAUUUCCGGGGUGCUUGCUUUUCUUUGUGUGUAUCAAGGUGAAUAGAACCCCAGUUUGUGGUUCUCAAAGCUGCUGUCACUCUCCAGAGGGACUGAGGUAUGGGAGGAAGAUGGCUUCGAAUCCUUGUAUGACAUCAGUGACAAUAGAUGUCACUACAGUUGAGAGACUCUCUCAGACCUAUCUCUAUCAGGCAUCUCUAGGACUUGGUUCUGACUAUAACAGUUUGCUAUUGUGUGGGGAAUACAGUGCUGCUGACCUGAGAAAUCUGGCUGCUGAGGUAGGACUGACUUUGCCAGUAUCCUGCAUUCACAUUCGGAAUAGGAAAGGGGAUACCAUAAAUGUCAAUGCCAGGUUAAGCACAUUUUUGGGGAUUUGAUUCCCUUGGCCAGGAGACGACUGCUAGCUAUGUUCUGAAGUGCUUCUUAGGU